AGCGAGAGGCGGCAGCCGGACUUGGAACGGUUUUAGACACAGUUUCGUGGUCCUUAUCACAGGACAGAGGCGCUGAUUACGACUAGCCAUAGCCAGCUUCACACACAGCGCUCGGAGCGCCUGCGCCGGCGCCCAAAUUAGUGAUUAGCUCGUCACCACCGUCUCGGCCGCACGCUGCCGCCGACGCGAUAAAGUCAUCAGAGGACGCGCCGCGCGCACGAAUAAAGAGCCAAGCGGACCAUGGUCUCCGUCUUCUCCGGCGAGGUCACGCGGACGUGGCGCUUCCCCGAUUCGGAAGGAAAGGGCCACGAAGUUGUCCUAUACCACCACCCGUUAACGGGCGCGAGAGCGGCGAUGGUCGACCACAAGGAGCUCCACAAGUCGCUGGGCACGUCGAGCAUCUUCCACAGCGCGGAAACGAGACUACCCUUCGAGGCCGGUUCUAUGAAGGGAGAAAUUAUUAUUUUGCGAGAUUCCAUGACAACCUUCGCCUACCGCUGCCUUGUCGAUAACAAGGACGUCCCCGAAGCGACAGCAAUUGCUUCUCGCCCUGCUUACGACCGCAGCGCGCGAGAAACGAGGCCCGGGCCUCAGCUCCAGGUCUUCAGCGUCCGCGUCGUGGAGUACUGCACGUCGAUGUGCCACGUGGACAACAAGCCUAUUACGUGGUACGCGGUGGACGCCUCCGCGCGCCUCGCGAACGGUCAAACGGCGUCGACGCGCGUCCACCGGCGCUUCCGCGACUUUGUCGAAUUUGACGAGACGCUGCGGGCGUCGCUGACGGGCUACGCCACGAAGGGAAGUUUACCGAAGCCGCCGCAGCGCAAAGCCAAGUUCAUGGCGGAUCACCAGGACGACGCCUUCCUGCGGGAUCGCUUGCGAGAGCUUGAUACCUAUGUGAAGAAGCUCGUCGAAGUGCCGCACGCGUGGCUGUCGACGGGCGCGCCCGCGUUCGUCGGGCUGAGUGAUGCCGUGCGCGAGUACUCCGUGCUGUUUCGGGAGAAGACGUUGGGCUUCACGCUUGGGAGGGCACCUCCGAAAGCGGACGGCGCUCUCCCCGACUUCCCGGCGUUCGUCUCGGAAGUCCACGAGGACCUGGUUCUUCGACCGGGCGACCUGCUGUCCAAGGUGUCGGGCCGGACGACCAGCAAUUUGGCGUUCCAGCAGUGCGUCGCCGCGCUCAAGUACUCGUCGAGGCCGGCGAUGCUGCACUUGCUGGCGCCUUUGAAAGGGCGCGACGUCGUGCCGCCGCCGCCUCCAGCUGACGAGGAGAAGAACCCGUUCAUGUGAUAAGAUAUCCGCUGUA
This is a messenger RNA of Pelagomonas calceolata, 1306 nucleotides long. NCBI's taxonomy places the organism in Eukaryota, Pelagophyceae, Pelagomonadales, Pelagomonadaceae. The record is from the annotation of a GenBank genome assembly.